Messenger RNA from Strongylocentrotus purpuratus (purple sea urchin), 1348 nucleotides. RefSeq names its product NADH dehydrogenase [ubiquinone] 1 beta subcomplex subunit 3 (gene ndufb3). Lineage: Eukaryota; Metazoa; Echinodermata; Echinoidea; Camarodonta; Strongylocentrotidae. Gene Ontology annotation, biological process: mitochondrial respiratory chain complex I assembly; electron transport chain. The transcript is spliced from 2 exons. The record is from RefSeq and is a predicted model, not a curated record. The coding region runs from base 60 to 329 and encodes 89 amino acids. Gene Ontology annotation, cellular component: mitochondrion.
GAUUUCGCAAAAUUUCUUUGGACCCAGGCCCAAUUCCCGGUGAAAAAAAAAACACCAAAAUGGGGAAAGGUGGCAUCGAGAUACCGGACUGGCGCAUCUACAAAGUAGAAGAUGUACCAAAGUUGAAAGCUGUUCAGGAAAAGUUGGCACUGAGAGGUCUUAAGGACCCCUGGUUGAGGAACGAGGUCUGGCGUUACCAACCUUGCUUCAAACCUAUCCCGUGGUGGAGGAUAAUCUUCAAAGGUCUACCCAUUGGAGCUGGUCUCUUCGUCGUUGCAGUCGGCAUCGAGAAGAUGUUUGCCAAAGAUGAUGGCCAUGGACAUCAUUGAUGAUGACCAGCUUGGAUUAGAGAAGGAUGUUGUCGAUAUCAUCUCGACAUCGAAAUUGUUUAUCUCCGUCUGAACUGUGAUUUGCAAGCUGCACUGAAUGUCUUUGAUAUGGAGGAAUCCCGGAAAAUGAAAUGAACCUAGAUGACCUUUGACUGAUGUAUGAGAAGCAUUGCUAUGACAGGCCUGUCAGGUGGUUAAGAAUUAACGGAAGCUGUUUGAUAUUCAUGCUCACCCUAAAAACUUGACUGUGUCUUUAUUAAUUUUCUUACUCAGGAACCCAAGGAUUCACUGACACCUAACAUCCCAUAGUAGUGCUUUAAAUAUUUUGAUUGAAAGUAAGCUACCAGUAUAUGUAUUUUGACUGUAAAUCAACUUAAUCAUAAAAACAAAGCAAAAAAGUAGAAAUGUCUGAAAGUUUAUAUACCUAUGUGUUCGAAGACAUAUCUCCCUCAUAAUUUGUAUGUGCAUGGGUCCUCCUCAAUAUAAAAUUGGUCAUUUACAGCAUUAGAUUGAAUUAACACAUCAAUGCUGUCUUUUGACUUCAUGAUGAAUUUCAACUUCAGUGAAAGUUACUAAAAUGUUCUGAAGACCAAGAUAUUGUUAGCUGUAUGAAUUGUGAACAUUAAAGGUAUGCUUUGAUCUGAUUAAUGUUAACACAGUGAAAGUGUUCAUGUGUUUGCACAAUGCUUUUACAAAGAUGAUUUCAUUGUUUGAGAACCAUUUUACUCUCUUCAAAUCUGAAUGUACAUGUACAUGUACAUCUAGGAGUUUAGAUGGAGAUUUCAUACCUAAUCAAAUUAAUGUGUUUACGGAUUGAAUGUGUGGGAUUAGCUUAAGGUCCAAAGGACCCAAUUAGGAGGGUAAAAGGAAUAAUGUCUCCCCCCCCCCCCCCCACAAAAAAAAAAAAUUUUAAGGCUUUUCUAUGCAGCUUGUGUACACUACUUAUCUCAGCUAAGGAAUUAUCAAAAUGAGUUUGAAACUUAAUAUUGAAGUGAUAUUAAAAAAGAUUUACUAUCAUA